GGGAGGCGGCCUUCUUUAGGGCGGCGCAGCCCCGAGUGAGUCGGAGUGAGAGGAUCAGCCUGGGCGCUGCUAUUGCGGGCGUGAGGAGACGCAAGGGCCGGGCCAGGUGGAUAAAAGAUCUCGCAGAUGGCAGAUAACAGUAAAACAGAAGAUGCUGCCUCAGAUUCUGUGGAAGCUGCUAAAGGUACCGGUGAUAAAAAAGAAAAGUUAGCAGACCAGGUAAUGCAGAAUCCACAAGUCUUGGCAGCUUUACAGGAGCGACUUGAUAAUGCACCUCACACUCCUUCCAGCUACAUUGAAACCUUACCAAAAGCAGUAAAAAGAAGAAUUGAUGCCUUGAAACAGCUUCAGGUGAAAUGUGCCCAUAUAGAAGCUAAAUUUUAUGAAGAAGUUCAUGAUUUAGAGCGAAAAUAUGCAGCCCUGUACCAGCCUCUCUUUGAUAAGAGAAGGGAUUUUAUCACUGGUGGUGCUGAACCCACAGAGGCAGAAGCAGAAUGGCACAGUGAAAAUGAGGAGGAAGAAAAACUUGCCGGAGAUGUGAAAAAUAAAGUAGUAAUAGAAGAAAAAGAAGCAGGAGCAGCUGAAGAGACAAAUCCCAAAGGAAUCCCAGAUUUUUGGUUCACAAUAUUUAGAAAUGUAGAUAUGCUGAGUGAAUUAGUACAGGAAUAUGAUGAGCCAAUUUUGAAGCACCUGCAGGAUAUCAAAGUAAAAUUUUCUGAGCCAGGACAGCCUAUGUCUUUCACAUUAGAGUUCUACUUCGAGCCCAAUGACUAUUUUACUAAUUCGAUUCUGACAAAAACCUACAAGAUGAAGUCAGAGCCAGAUAAGACGGAUCCCUUUUCAUUUGAAGGCCCUGAAAUUGUUGACUGUGAGGGAUGUACUAUUGAUUGGAAGAAAGGAAAAAAUGUUACAGUUAAAACAAUAAAGAAGAAACAAAAACACAAGGGCCGAGGCACAGUUAGAACAAUUACUAAACAAGUACCCAAUGACUCAUUUUUUAACUUCUUCAGUCCAAUAAAAGUUUCAGGAGAUGGAGAAUCACUGGAUGAAGAUUCAGAGUGUACUUUAGCUAUAGAUUUUGAAGUUGGACACUUUUUCCGUGAAAGAAUAGUUCCCCGUGCUGUACUCUAUUUCACUGGGGAAGCUAUAGAGGAUGAUGAUAAUUUUGAAGAAGGAGAGGAAGGAGAAGAGGAGGAAUUGGAAGGUGAAGAAGAAGGAGAAGAGGACGAAGAAGCAGAAAGUGAACCUAAGGUGUAAUUUAAGUCUCUUUAUCAUUCAUUCAUUUAUAGAAAGAUGCCAGCCAGCCUGCUGAAUGCAAACAACAAUAAGGAAAUACCACUUCAGAGUGAUAUUUGAACAACCUGUAACAAAUAUUUGGAUACCUGGCCUGCAGUUCAGGAUAUUCCAUUGCUGCAGCACAAUCUUAUUAACAACGCUUAAAACUAAAUUGUUUUCAAAUGCAUGAUUUUCACUAACUUUUUUCUUAUUUUUUUGCUUAACUUGUACAGUGGCAACUUAAUGCAUUUGAGAAAUAUGAGGUUUAAUUAAAGCACACACUCUACGGCCUUUGGUAUACUGUAGCUCAACCUGUUUCAGUAGGCUUUCAAAUUAAAAUUGGGGGGGAAACUAAUUUGCUCUUCUGAAAUACUUCCCCUCACUUCAGUGAAUUUUUUUAUCUAAAUAUUGUGGAAUAGUUCACAUGAAAAUAUAUUGAAUUAAUAAAAUACUUGCAGUGAAAACAAAUAAAGCAAUAUGAUUUCUGCUAGCUCUUAUUCCCUCUAAAAUAACAUGAUUCCUGCAACCUACCAAUCAGAACUAGUGCUAUAGAGCAGCUUGAAACAUUGUCAUCUCCAGUAAAAGCAAUCUGAAUUUGAAGUAACGUUUCCUUUAUCUUCUUUGAAGAAGGUGGUGGUUGACAGAUACUUAGUUGUUCACCUUAUUUAUUCAUGUUUGUAAGUACUUUGAUGAACUAGUGCUUUUAAUAGUUUUAAAUAUACUUGAAGAAUAUUUUUCCUGUUUAUAAAAUAUGGGUACUUGUACAUGGAAAACAUAGUCUGCUCACAGAAUGAUUGCUCAUCAAACAUUUCAAAACAAUCUGGGAAAGGAGAUCUUGAGACGGGCCUCAUAGUUGAUGGAAGUGGGUUGCAGCAGUAAAAUGUAUCACUGGUCUAGCUUAGCCUACAUUACCAAGCCUGGUUCAGAUGGUCCUCCAAAACAAGGAUUGGGAUUAAGCUACAGCUUUGUGUGCUUCCUCCCCUCUUGUGGGCAGCUUCACUUUUCAGUUUCUUUUUGAGUGCGAGGCAUAAAUUAUUGUGAAGUCUGAACUGGCAAGCUGUGGUUUGCACUUCAAAUCAGAAUUGUUGGUUUCAAAUUCUAGAGGUAAGUAAAGAUCAAAGCUUGCCUAUUCAGACAUGACAGCAAACUAUGACAUGCACAAAAGAGGAUUCUGAAAAUGAUGCAAGAAUGGGAAGGAUGGUAUGUUUCUGAUGGUUUAGGGGGUCAUCUGAACUGUGCUUAUGAGAGUCAUUUAAUUGGGAAAAUAUAAAUUAAAUUAUAUGUGAGUGUACUUCUGAUAUUUAAUUUGCAAUACUCAUAUCACACUGUUCCACACUCCAGUGGUUUUAAAGCUCCAGAAUCCUUCAAAAGAUCUAUUCAGAAUUACAGUUCUCAUUUCUUCAACAUACAAUGCCAGCUUUUGGCAACAGUUCAUUAGCAACUGUAUGAAUGCUGUUACCAGGCAUGUAGAGAGUGCUCCAGCCUUACCUUAUACAUUUGUAACUUAAUACAGUGUUUUCAAUUUGUACAGAAUAGUUAGAAUAUUCUAUUAAAGUUGUGAAACAUGAA
Molecule: messenger RNA, 2844 nt
Organism: Podarcis raffonei (Aeolian wall lizard)
Lineage: Eukaryota; Metazoa; Chordata; Lepidosauria; Squamata; Lacertidae
Gene: NAP1L4
Product: nucleosome assembly protein 1 like 4
Exons: 16
Coding region: 127-1257 (376 amino acids)
Biological process (GO): nucleosome assembly
Cellular component (GO): nucleus; chromatin
Molecular function (GO): chromatin binding; histone binding
Source: RefSeq, a predicted model, not a curated record